Haliotis rubra (blacklip abalone) is the source of this 1557-nucleotide messenger RNA. RefSeq lists its product as uncharacterized. NCBI's taxonomy places the organism in Eukaryota, Metazoa, Mollusca, Gastropoda, Lepetellida, Haliotidae. The record is from RefSeq and is a predicted model, not a curated record. Bases 62 to 688 code for a protein of 208 amino acids. The transcript is spliced from 2 exons.
AGCUCAAAGAUUACAAUGGCAUCUGCUGGUAAUGGAAGUGAUGAUGUAAAUAACCUGACAGAUGAAUUUAGUGGCAUGGAACUUAAAACUCAAAAAAACAUUACAGGAAAGGCAACAGUCACAUUCACUUCCAGCUGAUCCAGGUUCAAAAUCACAAGAGGCAAGUACAAGUCAAAACAGAGACAAUGUUUUUGAUGGAGAGGAAGAAUCACCUCAUGAUGACAGGCCACAAACAUUGGACAAACCCAGUUCUGAAGACAGCCAUAAGACUGAUAAGUUCUCUCACAAAACACCUGAGGCUGCUGAAGAUUCAGGUUCGGUGCAACAUAAAGCCAGCAUUAUGGACAGUGUGGAGGAUCGCACAUUGGACGAUGUAAAACACCUGCCUCUCAUUGACUCAGACACAGAAGCAGAAGACAUCCGUGUGAAAGCGCUUUUUGAGGUAGAAGUCUUGGAUUCAAGGAAAAAGUCAAAAAGGAAAGUCAGGGCAAAUAGUUCUAGAUCCCUAAAGCUUGAUGCAUAUCAAUGGCAAUAUCUGACAUCACAAACAAAUCUUUGGAACAAAGUAAAUAAGGGUCAUGAACACUUAAUGGCCAGUAUUGUGAAUAUUUCAGUACCAGAGCAUAAUCAUGUGAUUGUUUCCUUUCAAGGAAAUAGGGGGAAAACAUUUUCAUUUGAUGAAUUUUGAUGAGUGGAUGAAUUUGGUCUGUGAAAUCUUAAAUAGAUAUGAUAAUUUCAUCAUCUGGAAGAAACUCUGUUUCAAGGAAACAUUUGAUGUUGCAAGGAAAAAUACUUUCAAAAGAACAUUUUGUUGGUCUAAAUGUCAUAUUCAUACCAGAAAUGGAUGAUACCUCCAUUGUUAUAGUCACUGAUAAAGAAAAUAAGGAAAAGGUAUCUAGUGCCAUGGAGCUGAAUUAAGGAAGCUCAUCCCUGGUACAUCACAGGAUGCUUCCAGUGAAGAAGAAUUGGGAUGAACAGAGCAAAGUUCCAGAUCAAACCAAUGCAGAGGCAAGGGAAAAUGUCACAGAACAACCAGAGGAAAAUGCAAUUGGUAAUCAGGAGCAACAGGGCUCACACACUCAGGAAUCAUUUGAGAAUCAAGCACAGAAGGCCAAAACAACAAAUCAAGCUUCCCAAAAUGGAUCAACAAAAGCAUGAGUGUCAGUGAUAAUCAGCCUUCACAACAGAAGACAAACACAAGAAAGUCCAGAUUGCACUAAUCAUGGAUGCAGAUGGGUUUGCCAAAUGUGAGAAAAGUUUUUCGACAUGGAAAAAUGUUUCUUCUAACUUUGAAAAGAUGACUCAACACACAGUUAUGGCCAAUCAACAAAUGAUCAUUUGUGAGGGAUACGAUCAUUGUGUUCAAGAUUUUAUCAGUCAAGUAACUAAUGUACUGUCUGUAAAGCCUUUCACUCUGGAUGAAUGGUCCCGUCACAACCCAGCCACUGUAGUUUUGACCCUGCCAGAUAAAGAUCUCAAAAUUCUGUUGAACAAUAAAGCUGUUCAAAGUGAAGUUUCUAAACAACUGUUGGCUGCAAACUUUGUUUGUCACAUUGA